AAAAAAAAAGACACUUGUGUUACUUAUAAACCCCUGCUUCCAAACCCCGAGGAGGGAAAAAAAAGACACCCAUAACUCUCUGAGAAUUCGGAGGGAGAAAGAGGCUUUAAUUCGAACGCUAUUGCCUCCUCUCUCGAACCCUUCAACACAGUGGCAUCACGCCAAAGCCCAACCGCCGGAGAUCGAAUCCUUCGUUUUGGUAUCUCACUUCGAUCGCGCCUACCCUCUGAGGGGGAGGAUUGUGAGAUGCUCCUGAGGUUCUCAGUUCGGUUUUGUUCAGAUGUGGGCGUGAGAUCGGAAGUGCGGGUGCGUAGUGCGCGCCUGGUGGUUGCUGAUUGAGAUUUUUGCUAGGUUUUGGGAAGUUGGCGGCUUUGGGACUGAUCGGGGUUCUGGACCUAGAGGUUUCCCCAUGGCAUCAGUUACUUAUAUUGAUGAUAGCCAUGCGGAGGUUACUGAUCCUACAAAGAAUGAGAUGUUGGAUGUCACUGAACUUGUUGGUGAUCUUAUCCAGCAUUCACCAGAACCAAAUGUGACAAGCUAUGGCAAUGUGCGUGAGCUACUGGAAUGCCCUGUGUGUUUGAGUGCCAUGUAUCCUCCAAUUCAUCAGUGCUCCAACGGACAUACUCUGUGUUCUGGAUGCAAGCCAAGGGUUCAUAAUCGCUGCCCAACAUGCAGGCAUGAACUGGGUAACAUAAGAUGUCUUGCUCUGGAGAAGGUGGCUGCAUCGCUAGAACUUCCAUGCAAGUACCAGAACUUUGGGUGCUUGGGCAUAUACCCUUACUAUUGCAAGCUGAAACAUGAAUCACAAUGCCAAUACAGACCCUAUACCUGUCCGUAUGCUGGAUCUGACUGCACAGUUACUGGUGACAUUCCAUAUUUAGUAAAUCACUUGAAAGAUGACCAUAAGGUUGACAUGCACAAUGGAAGCACUUUCAAUCAUCGUUAUGUCAAAUCAAAUCCUCAUGAAGUUGAGAAUGCCACCUGGAUGCUCACGGUUUUCAGCUGCUUUGGCCAGUACUUCUGUCUGCACUUCGAGGCAUUCCAGUUGGGCAUGGCACCUGUCUACAUUGCCUUCCUCCGGUUCAUGGGAGACGACGCUGAUGCUAAGAAGUACAGCUACAGUCUCGAGGUUGGAGGCAGUGGUCGUAAGAUGACAUGGCAAGGCGUCCCUCGAAGCAUCAGAGACAGCCACAGGAAAGUUCGGGACAGCUACGACGGACUCAUCAUCCAGCGGAACAUGGCCUUGUUCUUCUCCGGUGGCGACAGGAAGGAGCUCAAACUGCGGGUCACUGGGAGAAUCUGGAAGGAGCAGUGAAUUGCAGCAGCCAAAUGCAUCUGUUCCUCUUGGCAGCCAUGAAGCAUGGAUCCAUGAUGAAUCAGAACUUAUGCGUAUGCGAAUUGAUGCUAGAAACUAGGACUUGUAAUCCUGUAGACUGUCUUAGCUGGUAGUUAAAAUUUGUUAUUUAUGGAUGGUUAUCUCGUGGCACUGUUGUAGAACCAAAUUAAGGCAAAUCUCUCUUUGCUUUGAACCUCUGAAGAGUCAAGAGUUGACCAUAGCGCCGCUGUAGGCGAAUCUUGACGGCGACUCGUGAAAUGUAAGUGAUGUAGCUCGGCUCC
Messenger RNA from Phragmites australis (common reed), 1617 nucleotides. Its product is annotated as E3 ubiquitin-protein ligase DIS1-like. Gene Ontology annotation, molecular function: ubiquitin protein ligase activity; protein binding; zinc ion binding. Lineage: Eukaryota; Viridiplantae; Streptophyta; Magnoliopsida; Poales; Poaceae. Gene Ontology annotation, biological process: multicellular organism development; ubiquitin-dependent protein catabolic process. Gene Ontology annotation, cellular component: cytoplasm. Bases 410 to 1315 code for a protein of 301 amino acids. The transcript has 5 exons. The record is from RefSeq and is a predicted model, not a curated record.